Knipowitschia caucasica is the source of this 1980-nucleotide messenger RNA. The record is from the annotation of a GenBank genome assembly. NCBI's taxonomy places the organism in Eukaryota, Metazoa, Chordata, Actinopteri, Gobiiformes, Gobiidae.
AUGAGUGAUUUCCCCGUGCCCCGUAGCACCCUUGGGUCCCCUGCUCGUCUGUCACGCCUGUGUGCGCAGACAGCACCCAGUCAGCAGCACGGGGCCCUCUCCAAAGCGCUCGGCACCAUGGGAAAUCACCGUCUAACCGCAGAGUCAGAAGAGAGGGGAGGGGGAGGGGGAGACUGGAAGAGCCGGCAUGAAACGCGCAAGGGAAGAAAGAGCCUGAAAAAAGCCUCCAAAUCAGAGGCGAGUGAUAGCUGGGCGUUUGAACUCGCUAAUUGCUUGGCCACUCCGAUCGGCGGGCGCUUCUAUCCUGCAGAGCCAAAGCGCGACAUCACAAGCUAUCAAUCAGCCCCCCCCCCUCUCCCCUCUCCCCUGGGAACCCCCCUCCCCUCCCUCUCUCUCCCCUCCCUCUCUCUCCCCUCCCUCUCUCUCCCCUCCCUCUCUCUCCCCUCCCUCCCCUCCCUCUCUCUCCCCUCCCUCUCUCUCCCCUCCCCUCCCUCUCUCUCCCCUCCCUCUCUCUCCCCUCCCUCUCUCUCCCCUCCCCUCCCUCUCUCUCCCCUCCCCUCCCUCUCUCUCCCCUCCCCUCCCCUCUCUCUCCCCUCCCCUCCCUCUCUCUCCCCUCCCCUCCCCUCUCUCUCCCCUCCCUCUCUCUCCCCUCCCCUCCCUCUCUCUCCCCUCCCUCUCUCUCCUCCCUCUCUCUCCCCUCCCCUCCCUCUCUCUCCCCUCCCUCUCUCUCCCCUCUCCUCCCUCUCUCUCCCCUCCCCUCCCUCUCUCUCCCCUCCCCUCCCUCUCUCUCCCCUCCCCUCCCCUCCCUCUCUCCCCUCCCCUCCCUCUCUCUCCCCUCCCCUCCCUCUCUCUCCCCUCCCCUCUCCUCCCUCUCUCUCCCCUCCCCUCCCCUCUCUCUCCCCUCCCCUCCCCUCCCUCUCUCUCUCCUCCCUCUCUCUCCCCUCUCCUCCCUCUCUCUCCCCUCUCCUCCCCCUCUCUCUCCCCUCUCCUCCCUCUCUCUCCUCUCCCCUCCCUCUCUCUCCCCUCCCUCUCCUCUCUCUCUCUCCCCUCUCCUCUCUCUCUCUCCCCUCUCCUCCCUCUCUCUCCCCUCUCCUCCCUCUCUCUCCUCUCCCCUCCCUCUCUCUCCCCUCCCUCUCCUCUCUCUCUCUCCCCUCUCCUCUCUCUCUCUCCCCCUCUCCUCCCUCUCUCUCCCCUCCCCUCCCCUCCCUCUCUCUCCCCUCCCCUCCCUCUCUCUCCCCUCCCUCUCUCUCCCCUCCCCUCCCUCUCUCUCCCCUCCCCUCCCUCUCUCUCCCCUCCCUCUCUCUCCCUCUCCUCCCUCUCUCUCCCCUCCCCUCCCUCUCUCUCCCCUCUCCUCUCUCUCUCUCCCCUCUCCUCCCUCUCUCUCCCCUCUCCUCCCUCUCUCUCCUCUCCCCUCCCUCUCUCUCCCCUCCCUCUCCUCUCUCUCUCUCCCCUCUCCUCCCUCUCUCUCCCCUCCCCCUCCCUCUCUCUCCCCUCCCCUCCCCUCCCUCUCUCUCCCCUCCCCUCCCUCUCUCUCUCCUCCCUCUCUCUCCCUCUCCUCCCUCUCUCUCCCCUCCCCUCCCUCUCUCUCCCCCUCCCCUCCCCUCCCCUCCCUCUCUCUCCCCCCCCCUCUCCUCUCUCUCUCCUCCCUCUCUCUCCCCUCUCCUCCCUCUCUCUCCCCUCUCCUCCCUCUCUCUCCUCUCCCCUCCCUCUCUCUCCCCUCCCUCUCCUCUCUCUCUCUCCCCUCUCCUCUCUCUCUCUCCCCUCCCCUCCCUCUCUCUCUCUCCUCCUCCCUCUCUCUCCCCUCUCCUCCCUCUCUCUCCCCUCUCCUCCCUCUCUCUCCUCUCCCCUCCCUCUCUCUCCCCUCCCUCUCCUCUCUCUCUCUCCCCUCUCCUCUCUCUCUCUCCCCUCUCCUCCCUCUCUCUCCCCUCCGCAGAGCUGCCUCGUCACUGGCGCCCCCUCCUCUCACUGGUUGCCAGAUAG